AUGGCGUUACGUGAAAAGAUACAAAAUUUACUGGGCAGACAACGUGAAAGGGCUGGCCCGACGGAUAACAGCGGGCAAUUACGAAGACCAUCUCGAUCACCGCGCAGUCAACGUAGCCGCAGCGCGGACGUGGACUGCCUGAAGAAAUACACGGAGCGCCGUGUGGAGGAACGUCGACAUACGGAGAUCAGCGACACCAGCAAACUGGACACCUCGAGAUGGAUGCCGCUACCGAAGAACGUGCCCCGGGGUCAGUCGGGAAUGGCUAAGAGACCUUCGAGAGGCGAGCGGCAGGAGAGCAUCGACGAGGCAGGAGAGGAAAGCGAGAAAUGGCCGGUGAAGAAGCCGACCUCACCCUCGUCGGCCGAGAAUCGACCCUCCAGGGUCGAGCGCGAGGUCAUCCAGGGUCGAUCUCAACAUACCGUCAGGAGCCACAGCACCGACGUGACCGCCCUUAGAAAGGAGAAAGGCAUCACCGAGCAGCGAAGGCACACGGAUUGCAGCGACCCGCGAACCAUCGCCACGAGGUGGCUACCGCAAAUCGACGGUGCGAAGUUUCGCCGAGAGUCGUCCCCUCUUGCAAGAAUUGGCUGUGAAAUCACAAAAAGCGCGGCUUCCCGAUGGAUGACGUUUGCCAAAAGUCCAUCGCCCGGUCCUGUGCCAAGAAUAAACGAGAGAAGAGAUGCCGAGAGAAGAGAUUCCAUAACGGAACACGGCAGAAAGGACGAGAGCUCGCGCAAAGACACGGACACUCCCAAAUGGCAACCUCCUAGAAAGUUCUCUCCGGUAAAAAACGAGAAAGGACGUUUACAAAGGCAAGAUGAGCUAGAUAUCGCUAGAGAUCGCUCUUCGAGCUUCGUCGAUGCUAACGAGCGAGCGAACAAACUCAGCGAACGUAUGCGAGACCUGUACGAUUUCAAAACAGAAACCGAGUGGCCGAAGAGAGCGGGCACCUCCCGGGAGAACACCUGGAUUAGUAAAAGCAGUAGCGAGGAGGAGAAAAGCAAUUAUCCGCCGGUUCGCAGGAACAGUCAGGAUUUGGAAUUUAACGACAGAAUCGACAUCUUCAAGUCCAAGCCUCCGCUCCGGGAAGAGGACGGACGAAGGCCGAAACGUAGUACUCACGACGCCAGCGAGGUGUUCGCGAACGAGCAGGACGAGUGUCCACAGAAGUUCAACGACAAACCACGAUACAGCGAGGACGGCACGGGACGAAUUCGUCGCGAACGGCGCACUUAUUCAGACGACUACGACGAGAAAGUUCGGCGGGAGUCCCGCUCGGCCCGGCCGCCAGAGUCGUUUAAGAGAGAACGACCGGAAGCGCCGGCUAUCAGGAGACUGGUGGACAAGGAGAACAAACGGAACUCGGACGUGAGCGUGAAACCGCGCGACUCCCAGGUCAGCUACGUGGAGAUAGACUUCGCGAAGAAAGACUCGCGCACCAGUGACGCCAGCGUGAAUCUGGCAAAAAGAGGCAGCGUUGAGUGUAAGAGCACCCAGAAGAUCCUCGACGUCCCGCCGAGAAGAGCCUUCAGCCAGAGCGACGAGCGACCGGCCACCCCGGUGCCGCCGGUCGAGUUCAAUGACGAACGAUAUGUUCCCAAGAAGUUGUCGGAGUUGCCUUCGAAGAGGGAGGGCACCAGGUACAAAGUGUACUUGACAUAGGGAACGCCUGCGAGAGCGGACAUUUCGCGAAACGAAUGCCGCUUUCGCAGGAUCUUAGAUUAACAUUUAACGUAGUUUCCGACAAAGGGACAGUACAAAUUCGUAUUCGUGAAAGGAAAUUCGAAUAUGAAGAGAAGCUCGAUAGGACUUUCAUAAAAGUUAUAAAUAUAAAUACUCGUGUGUGUCGUAAUUAAAUUUGUUAUACAGUGUUAUACAGUGUUUACAGUUGUUAUACGUGUGUGUCUGUGUUGAAUCCAUUUUUUGAAUCAAAGUAAAAAUAAAUUUUUGAAUAUUUAUAGAGAUAAAGUAGUAGAGAUUUAGUAGUAAUCCACGGCGAAUACAAUGGUGUUGUUGUCUGUGAAUAAGUGUUGAGCAUUCAGAUGUUUCUUGUGUUCAUCGUAAAAUAAUGCGAUGUGUAAACGGAUGAAUGUACGAAACUUGAAUAUAUUCUGUUAUAAAAUCUUUAAUAAAUAGCACCGGAGAGCACCGCGGGAGUCUGAUAUGUAAAUAUAUUUGUAACACGUUUACAAUGUGCCACGUAAUCGGAAAUUUCCUGUUCAUGUUUUUCAUGUCGAUGUUCAAAACGUAACUGCGAUACAAUUAAUAAUGUACAAACGAUGUAAUACAGAAAAUAUAUAAUAAAAUAUUCUUUGA
Messenger RNA from Pogonomyrmex barbatus (red harvester ant), 2319 nucleotides. RefSeq lists its product as uncharacterized. The record is from RefSeq and is a predicted model, not a curated record. Lineage: Eukaryota; Metazoa; Arthropoda; Insecta; Hymenoptera; Formicidae.